Serendipita indica DSM 11827 is the source of this 1698-nucleotide messenger RNA. NCBI's taxonomy places the organism in Eukaryota, Fungi, Basidiomycota, Agaricomycetes, Sebacinales, Serendipitaceae. The record is from the annotation of a GenBank genome assembly.
AUGGGCUCCCUUCGUAGUGGACAGUUUGUCGGAGCACUCGACUGUGGCACAACCUCGACUCGCUUCAUCAUCUUUGACGAGCACGCCGCGAUUGUAGCUCAGCACCAGGUCGAGUUUACUCAAUAUUAUCCUCAUCCGGGGCACCAUGAACCGGAAGAGAUUAUUGGGACUGUACGGACCUGCAUCUCAGAGGCGGUCAAGAACCUGGAAAAGGAGGGAUGGGCUCGUGAUAGUGUCAAAACCAUCGGCAUCACGAACCAGAGAGAGACAUGUGUCGCAUGGGACCGCAAGACCGGCAAAUCCCUCUGUAGAGCCAUCGUGUGGGACGACGCUCGCACAAAGGGUACGGUUGCACACUAUCUCGACAAGCUCUCAACCGAUGGUAUCAAACUUCCGAAUGGACAAAUCCUCAAAGGAAAGGACGGUCACGAAUAUAUUAAGAAGACAACUGGAUUGCCUAUUUCUACAUAUUUCAGCGCAAUUAAACUCAAAUGGAUGAUGCAUCAUUACCCACAGGUCGUCGAGGCUCACGAAAAGGACCAACUGGCGUUUGGCACCGUCGACUCUUGGAUUUGUUGGCACCUUUUGGAUCCUGCACAGAAAGAAUACGCCGAGAAUGGCGGACUUCAUAUCACUGAUCCAACAAACGCAUCCCGCACGUUGCUCCUUUCACUUUCUGAUCUCAAGUGGCACCCACCACUUCUCGAAUUUUUCGAAUUACGACCAUCCAUUCUCCCCAAACUCGUCUCUUCUUCGCAAAUUUAUGGCCAUCUCUCUUCUACGGAGCUCAAGGGCGUCAGCGUGGCUGGGAUUGCCGGUGAUCAACAGGCUGCCCUCGUCGGCAACAAAUGCCUCCAGAAAGGAGAGGCAAAAUGCACAUAUGGAACCGGUGCAUUCCUGCUUUUCUGUACCGGCAACGACGUUGUCAGAAGCCGACACGGGCUUCUAACCACUGUCGCAUUUCAGCCGGGGGAGGGCACAAAGCCAGUCUAUGCAAUGGAGGGGAGCAUUGCUGUGGCUGGCUCUGCGAUCAAAUGGUUGCGAGACGGCAUCAAGUUAAUCCGCAAGACGGCAGAAGUCAACACAUUGGCCGAAAGCGUAGAGGAUACUGGAGGUGUCGUUUUCGUCACUGCCUUUGGAGGCCUUCUCGCCCCGUAUUGGGACCCGACUGCCGCUGGGAUGAUGAUUGGACUUACUUCGUACACCACUCCGGGACAUAUUGCACGUGCGACUCUAGAAGCCAGUGCGUUUCAAACGCGUGCCAUUCUCGAGAGUAUGCACCUUGAUGCAGAGGAGCAUGAAGAUGCCGACCGCAAGUCGGAGGCCCCAAAGACUGACGCGCCCAAGCAAACAAAGGAAAAGGCUAAGGAGCGCACCAAGGAUACUGAACUCAAGGUGGACGGUGGUAUGACCAACGGCGACCUUGCGAUGCAGAUUCUUGCGGAUCUUGUCGGAUGCGAUAUACUUCGACCGGAGAUGAGAGAGUCGACUGCUCUUGGAGCCGCUCUCCUUGCUGGUUCAGCUAUAAGUCUCCACGGAUGGAACCUUGCCAAACCGGACACGUUUGCACAGGUCAACAGCAGCGGGAAAAGGAUAUUUCGGUCGUCACUUGAGGAUGGCUCGCGCGAGGAACGGUGGCGCAAAUGGCAACGAGCCAUUGAGCGCUCUCGAGGGUGGGAUGAGAAUAAGGAGGAGUAG